Varanus komodoensis (Komodo dragon) is the source of this 471-nucleotide messenger RNA. RefSeq names its product ALK and LTK ligand 2 (gene ALKAL2). The transcript has 4 exons. Gene Ontology annotation, biological process: positive regulation of ERK1 and ERK2 cascade; positive regulation of ERK5 cascade. The record is from RefSeq and is a predicted model, not a curated record. Gene Ontology annotation, molecular function: receptor signaling protein tyrosine kinase activator activity; receptor tyrosine kinase binding. The coding region runs from base 1 to 465 and encodes 154 amino acids. Lineage: Eukaryota; Metazoa; Chordata; Lepidosauria; Squamata; Varanidae.
AUGAGCAGACUUCUACGGUCUCCUGCACUGGUUGGGCUGGUGCUGGUGAUGCUUUCAGCGGGACAUUGCAAAGAGAGAGCUGAAUCUAGUGCAGGGCUGAUGGAAAGGCAAAACCUCUUAAACCUGAUCAUGGAGAUAAUUCAGGAACUGAAAAAGUACCACCUGGAGGACGAUGAGGAGAACGGAGUUCAGUACAAACAAGACUACCUUUUGGACCGCAGGGAAGUACCCGAUUAUGGAGCAUACUCAGAAGAACAGAGAGUUGAAAUAGUUCCUAGAGAUCUGAGAAUGAAAGACAAGUUUUUAAACCAUUUAACAGGUCAUCUUUAUUUUGGUCCAAAAUGCACUAAACACUUUCAUAGACUUUAUCACCAUACAAGAGACUGCACCAUUCCUGCAUACUAUAAAAGAUGUGCCAGGCUUCUUACUCGGUUGGCAGUAAGUCCAAUGUGCACCGAAGGAUAAGGUAAG